This is a messenger RNA of Ipomoea nil (Japanese morning glory), 2100 nucleotides long. RefSeq names its product leucine aminopeptidase 2, chloroplastic-like. Bases 64 to 1815 code for a protein of 583 amino acids. The transcript is spliced from 10 exons. The record is from RefSeq and is a predicted model, not a curated record. NCBI's taxonomy places the organism in Eukaryota, Viridiplantae, Streptophyta, Magnoliopsida, Solanales, Convolvulaceae. Gene Ontology annotation, molecular function: metalloaminopeptidase activity; manganese ion binding. Gene Ontology annotation, biological process: proteolysis. Gene Ontology annotation, cellular component: cytoplasm.
AAACCCCUCCCCCACGUUUCACUUUGUUGCAGUGUAUAAAUACAGAGUCGUACACGCUUCAAAAUGGCCGCUUUGAGUUUGAGAUCCUCAGUUUUGGCUACUAAUAUCGCGGUCGCUGCCGUUUCCACAUCUACUUCCACUUCUACUUCUUCCAUUUUCUUGAAAUUCCGAUCUACCUCCGCCUGGGCUAUUUCCUUCUCGGUUUCGCCCCUCUGCUGCAGAAGACCUAGGCGUAUGGCGCACUCCAUAGCUCGGGCCACUCUUGGCCUCACUCAUCCCAAUCAAAUCGAACGCCCCAAGAUAUCAUUUGCUGCAAAAGAGGUUGAUUUGCUUGAAUGGAAAGGAGAUAUCCUUGCAGUGGGUGUAACAGAGAAGGACAUGGUUAAAGACGAAAAUUCCAAGUUCCAAAAUUUGAUCUUGCAAAAGUUGGAUUCAAAAUUGGGUGGUUUGCUGUCCGAAGCCUCCUCCGAGGAAGAUUUUUCUGGGAAAUCUGGGCAAUCCACUGUUCUUAGACUUCCUGGUCUUGGUUCUAAAAGGAUUGGGUUAGUUGGGCUUGGAUCAGCAGUUUCUUCAACCACUGCUUAUCGUACUCUCGGUGAGACUAUUGCUGCAGCUGCUAAAUCUGCUCAGGCAAGUAGUAUUGCUGUUGCACUUGCUUCAGCCGAAGGCCUCUCUUCGGAAUCAAAGCUCAGUACUGCCUCAGCAAUAGCAACCGGAACUGUGCUGGGGAUUUUCGAAGAUAACAGGUUUAAGUCAGAGUCAAAAACUCCCACUCUCAAAUCUGUUGAGAUUCUUGGUCUUGGAACUGGACCCGAGAUUGAAAAGAAACUGAAAUACGCAGAAGAUGUUUGUUCAGGUGUGAUAUUUGGGAAAGAGCUUGUAAAUGCACCUGCCAAUGUACUUACCCCUGGGGUACUUGCCGAAGAGGCCAAAAAUAUUGCUUCUUUGUACAGUGAUGUUCUUACCGCAACAAUCUUGGAUGUUGAGCAGUGCAAAGAAUUGAAAAUGGGAUCUUAUUUAGGUGUCGCUGCGGCUUCUGCCAAUCCUCCUCAUUUCAUUCAUUUGUGCUACAAACCUACGAGUGGGUCGGUGAAAACCAAGCUGGCUUUAGUCGGAAAGGGAUUGACUUUUGACAGUGGCGGUUACAACAUUAAGACCGGACCAGGUUGCUCAAUUGAGAUCAUGAAAGUUGAUAUGGGCGGUGCUGCAGCAGUCUUGGGUGCAGCAAAAGCUAUUGCGCAAAUAAAACCCGCGGGAGUUGAAGUACAUUUCAUUAUUGCUGCAUGUGAAAAUAUGAUUAGUGGGACAGGCAUGAGACCUGGAGACGUUAUCACAGCUUCAAAUGGAAAGACAAUCGAGGUUAACAACACUGAUGCUGAAGGAAGGCUUACGCUUGCAGAUGCUUUAGUAUAUGCCUGCAAACAGGGUGUAGAAAAGGUAGUUGAUCUGGCUACACUGACUGGUGCCUGUAUAGUUGCUCUCGGGCCCUCUGUUGCUGGGGUUUUCACACCUAGCGAUGACCUGGCGAAGGAGGUACUUGAAGCAGCGGAUGUGAGCGGUGAAAAACUUUGGAGGAUGCCCAUGGAGGAGAGUUACUGGGAGACGAUGAAAUCUGGAGUUGCUGACAUGGUAAACACGGGUGGUCGCCAAGGUGGCGCGAUCACUGCCGCUCUUUUCUUGAAACAGUUUGUUGACGAGAAAGUACAGUGGAUGCAUAUUGACAUUGCCGGGCCAGUUUGGAGUGACAAGAAGAAGAGCGCCACAGGGUUUGGCAUUACUACUCUCGUCGAAUGGGUGCAGAAAAACUCGUCUUAGAUUACACAACAGGUUCUGCACUGACAAGGAAGUUAAAAACGUCGAGACUGGUGAUUGCCUGAUCUGAAAACGUGGCGGGCUGUGGCAGGAAGAAGUGUUUUUUACAACCUUGUUUAAAGAAUAAAAAUGCUCUUGUUCCUUGGAAAAGAUCAAAAAUGUUUUUUUGAGCUGGUUUUAUGGGUUAUGAAUCAAGAGUUCUGACAUUGACAUUAUCAAGCUGGUUUUAUGGGUUAUAUGAAUUGGAAUUGGGCAUGUUCCUUUUAUUGUUGCAUAUUUACAUCUUCA